Molecule: messenger RNA, 1626 nt
Organism: Neoarius graeffei (lesser salmon catfish)
Lineage: Eukaryota; Metazoa; Chordata; Actinopteri; Siluriformes; Ariidae
Gene: tmem266
Product: transmembrane protein 266
Exons: 10
Coding region: 1-1626 (541 amino acids)
Biological process (GO): monoatomic ion transport; transmembrane transport
Cellular component (GO): plasma membrane
Molecular function (GO): monoatomic ion channel activity; voltage-gated channel activity
Source: RefSeq, a predicted model, not a curated record
AUGUGGUCAUGGCUGCUCAGGCCCUCUCAGCCAUCCGCAGCACCCGACCUGGAAGUGAUCUCCCAGCAGGUGGAGGAUGAAGGUCAGUGCAUGGCUCCAGUGCAGCUGGUCAGCUUUACUUACCGAGAUCUCCCUCUGGCUGCGCUCGACAUCUCACUGGCUGGCUCUCAGCUCAUCUCCAACCUGGAUGAAGAAGAAAAUAGAGAAGGGUCUAACUGGCUGAAGCCAUGCUGCGGGAGGAGGGCAGCUCUUUGGCAGGUGUGUUUGCUGAGUGCAGGUUUUAACUGCUUGCUGGUGGCGUGUGUUAUUCUGGUGGUGGUGCUGCUGACUCUGGAGCUGCUCAUCGACACCCGGCUGCUGCAGUUUACCAAUGCGUCCCAGUUUGCUGGCAUUAUUCACUGGAUCAGCCUGGUCAUUCUCUCCAUUUUCUUCACUGAGACUGUCUUCAGGAUUGUGGUGCUGGGGAUAUGGGAUUACAUAGAGAACAAAGUUGAGGUGUUUGAUGGUGCUGUGAUUGUGCUCUCUUUGGCCCCGAUGGUUGCCUCCACUGUUGCUAAUGGACCCAGCAGCCCUUGGGAUGCCAUUAGCCUCAUCAUCACCCUUCGCAUAUGGAGGGUCAAGAGAAUUAUUGAUGCGUAUGUGCUGCAGGUGAAGGUGGAGAUGGAGAUGGAGCUUCAGCAGUAUGAAAAGGCUAAAGCCGUGCGGGAGGAGCAGCUGGAGAGGCUCACACAGAUCUGUCAAGAGCAGGCGUUUGAGAUCAGGCAAUUGCGGGCUCACUUAGCUCAGCAGGAUCUGGACCUGGUUGCAGAGCGGGAGGCUGCUAUGCAGAUCCACCACGUAUGGGGAAAGCAGAGCAGCAGCUUUCAGGAGGUGGAUGGACUCGGACCCACAGCCUCCAACACUGAGGGCAGAGGCAAAAGGAGAGAGGCAGGAGCUCCUACAGAAAACAUCACUCAAGAUGACAUGAACAAUUACAUCAGCCAGUAUUACAGCGAGCCAAGUAGUGAUAUUGGGGUUCCAGAGCCAGGCGCACGCGUUAUAACUACUGCAGCCAUAGACGUGCACCUGCCCACCAACCCAUGCCAGUUGCCUCCAUCUCUGGUGAGCACUGAUGGACCAGGCAGCUCAGUGAGUGAAGCUCCCAGCAGCACAGCGUCACGCUCCAGCUUCUCGGCACGCCAGCAGAGUGUCAGCAGCCACACGCUGGCCUCCAGCAGCGAGUGCAGCUCCACCGUACGCGAGGCCUCCACCACCGACUACAGCGGCCAGCACUGCUGCCCACCACCUUACUGCAGCCCACUGACACUGGGCACGCAGGGAGGAGGACACAACCCCAGCGCUGUGGUCCAGGAGCUUCUCUCAUCCCUGUCUGAGGACUCGUGUCUGGCCCAGAAGGGCCGAGUGAACCCACUUAACCUGAAGCUCCCCAGUCCAGCCGGCUCAGCUAAGACCAGUCCCGAGCUAGAGCACAGGGUCAAUAUUUAUAAUAAGAGGAACCAAGAGAGUCUGGCUGUGUUUCAAACCAAGCCGUUGAUCCACCUGCAGGGAAAUGAGCCAUUGCUGGAUGAGAAGUACAGACUCAUGGAGCCUGCAGAUGCUCCAAUGACUCACAUGCCAGACACGUAG